Molecule: messenger RNA, 1971 nt
Organism: Penicillium malachiteum
Lineage: Eukaryota; Fungi; Ascomycota; Eurotiomycetes; Eurotiales; Aspergillaceae
Exons: 1
Coding region: 1-1971 (656 amino acids)
Source: RefSeq, a predicted model, not a curated record
AUGGCUCAACGUCAGCUCUCGCGAACCCUUCCCAAGAACUUCACGUUCCCGUCUCUGAGUAUCGACGAACCCAAGACUCCCGAGCGCCCAGCCUCCCCCUUCAAGGUUCCUGCGCGACCCCAGAACAUCUCCAACGGACGCCGACGUCUUCGCGGUGAAACAAUCAGUGCUGCCAGCAGGGAUGUCUCCGCGUGUAUCGAUUUAGACUUGUUCCAGUUCCGCGGUUUGCCCGAUGUUCCCUUACCCUCGAUCGAAGUGGGUCAGUCAAGCGCGCCGGUCGAGUCCUCUAUCGGACACCAGCCUAUCAAUGACGAACGCUAUCUCGCUCCCCCGCGCCAACGACUAAUGUUCAAAACUCCCCCGGCUCAGAUUCGCGGCGCUGAAUUUGAAUCCAAUGACGAAACCCAACCGUGGCCCUCGUGGGAUCAAACGCCCUUACCCCAUGAUAUCCCGCGCCCGGGCUCCGCAUGCUCCACCAUGUCCGAUUCGUCAGUUGAAUCGAUUGAGACGUACGCAUCGCGUCCUUCGAUAGGAGGCAGUUGUUCUAGUGUUGAAAGCGAUAUCUUUGAUUCCUUUCCGAUUGAAAUUAACAAGGACGCCGAGCUGUCUUCUCCCACUUUGCCCAAGAAAAUGAAGGUCCAGCGAUCGCAGGUACGAAGUACAUCGUGGACUCGGGAUAUGGACAACCACCUGUGGAACACCUACCAGAUUUAUUUGCAAGAUCCGACCAUGACUCCCUUCAAAAUGACACCUGGCAGUAUCCCACCUUUGGGAGUGACCACUCGUGUGGCACGCCGAGCUAAGAAGACCUGGGAGAAGAAGCACCGACUGAUUAAGUCCCUGCCAACCCAGACUUCUGAUCGCAGCGGCAGCUCGACCCCUACUGCCAUGGAUGGCAUCGUCUCCCGAGUAUCCUGGCCCAAGUCAGAUGCGAAGACCCGCCACCGACUGAAGAUGCUGUGUCGUCGCAAGUUCUCGAUUAUGCCUCAUUAUCACCGUAUGAUGCAGUCUUGCAGCCCAGAGCCGGCUGAAAAUGAAGAUGACAGCCAUCCCGCUUAUGGCACCCGCGACCUCGGCGUAUCUCUUGUUACAUCGUUUGCGUCGAAUCCUCUAUCCCAGUUUGCGGAAGAACCUGCUCCUGAAAUCAAAGUUGAGCCAUUCAACAAUCAUGUGCAAAGCGAUCUCGAUCUCACACUUCCUCCUAUUCCGCCCUUCAAUCAGCACCUAAACGUUGAUCCCAACAGUAUUCCGCGAUUGGGAUCGCCAUUUGUGUACAGUACCUGGGGACCUGGAGGCUCAACCCGACAGGUUGAGAGUAUUUCAGUCUCAGCUCGUCGCGAGACCGUGCAUGUUCCAAACCGUGUACGACGCAAUACUCACUUUGCUGCUAUGACUCCCCGUGAUCCCGAUGAUGUCUUCUCCCCCAAGACUUAUGUCGACAAUGAUCCUUCCGAUGAAGAAGUGCACCGUCGUCUGAACGAGUACAUGCGUGAAAAUAAGGGCCAAAACAUCGUUGAUGGUCGAGCUCGUGUGCCCCGUAGCCGUGGUCUCACAACUGGCGCAGUCAGCCGUUCCCGGGAUGUCAGCCAACUGUUCUCUCCUCCUUCAUCUUUGAACUCAUCCCAGAUUGAGCCUGAGGAAACCACGCCGGUCACCAAGCCUCCUGUCAACCCAUUGUUGAAUCUCGGCGGAGAGCAUAUCAAGCGCCUGGGAUCCCCCUUCAAGGCCGAAGGUGGUUUCAAGCGUCGCACCGCCCCUGGAAGAUUCAUUAGACAUGCCCCCUCUUUGUCCGAUCCGUCCUGCAAUGUAGGGUUCCCUGCCUACCCAGGCUCCAUGGGUCCUUCUCCGAUUCAGGAACAACCCAAGCCUCAAGGACCCCCUCCUUCUCUUCAAAAUCCAUUUGAAGAAGGACUUUCAGAUGCUGAGCGAAUUCGCCGGCAGAUUCUGAACAUGCAUUCAACGCGCAAUUAA